AUGUUUUUGCGGUUUGAUGAUGAAAAGCUCCCACAGACACACGUCGAUAUCUUCACACUAAUUCGUGACAAUAAAACUCUGGAACUUAUUGACUACGUACAACGGAACCCCGAGCCUUGCAAAGAGUAUAUUGAUGAUGACAAGAGAACACUUCUCCAUGCUGCGUGUGAAUUACAGAGUGUUGAAUUAGUUAAGAGUGUGAUAGACAUAGCUCCAAACGUGAAUGUAGUUGAUUCGGGGCUAUGGACGCCAUUACUCAUUGCAGUAGCUGGUGCUCCAUCCAAUACAGAACUUGACACAACGAGUCAAAUUGUCGACAUUUUGUUGAGUAAAGGAGCCGAUGUUAAAUUGAUGACAAAGAAAAAAGGGACUGUGUUCCAUUACAGUAGAGGGAGGGUAGACCUUUUAGAAAAGUUUUAUGAAAAAUGGCAAGAAGGUGCUUCACAAAGGGAUGUGUAUGGCAACACUCCGCUUCAUCGAGCAGUUGCUUCUGGUAAUAUGAAGUGUGUGAAUUUCUUAUUAAAACACACAAAGACUGUCUUGUCUCAAAAUUCGAUGUUGAAAACACCUCUUCAUGUUGCUUGUGAAGAGCAGAACGAAGAGGUGGUUAAACUUUUGAUCGACAAUGGCGCCGAUGCUGACAUGAAAGAUGAAGAUGACAAAUUCGCGUUUCCGCUGAUUUCCGACAAAGUAAUGUUUAAUGAGAUAUGUCAGUAUUAUAAGAACAGAAACCAUAAAUAA
Molecule: messenger RNA, 741 nt
Organism: Entamoeba invadens IP1
Lineage: Eukaryota; Evosea; Mastigamoebida; Endamoebidae
Product: ankyrin repeat-containing protein C6C3.08, putative
Exons: 2
Coding region: 1-741 (246 amino acids)
Molecular function (GO): protein binding
Source: RefSeq, a predicted model, not a curated record